This is a messenger RNA of Postia placenta MAD-698-R-SB12, 1395 nucleotides long. RefSeq lists its product as hypothetical. Gene Ontology annotation, cellular component: SCF ubiquitin ligase complex. The coding region runs from base 1 to 1395 and encodes 464 amino acids. The record is from RefSeq and is a predicted model, not a curated record. Gene Ontology annotation, biological process: SCF-dependent proteasomal ubiquitin-dependent protein catabolic process. NCBI's taxonomy places the organism in Eukaryota, Fungi, Basidiomycota, Agaricomycetes, Polyporales, Adustoporiaceae. The transcript has 7 exons.
AUGAGUUUGCCUCACAGAAUAUACGUAAUCCAUGACGUCCUCGCAACGAUUUUCGACAUCCUUGAAGACGACAGGGUCUCACUAUACUGCUGCUCCCUAGUCUGCCACGAAUUUUCAAAUGCAGCGUCCCGAGUGUUGUACAGGCGUGUGACGUGGUCGCCCGCUCCCCAGUCUACACUCGAUCUGCGCAGGAAAAACGAGUUCGCGGAUGGUAUUCUAUAUGCCGCCUGCCUGCCCCACAAUGCCGAUAAGGUGCUCCACCUAGAGAUAAGCGGCUGCCUCUCGCCACGUCCUGCGUCGCUCGGUACCUUUGCAACUCACUUACCCACGGCCAUACGGCUUUGGCGCAACUUGAACACCAUUGUGCUCGCCCCGAAGCAGUACCACAAGGAUGUCUUUAUUGGUGUUUUCCCCCUUCUGCGUAGCUGCGCAUUCUUGCGAAGCUUAACCAUAAAUGCAUCGUGUAUCACGGAUGAUUACGCGCCUGUUGUGGCAACAGUGGAGGACCUAGAGUGUCUCAGCAUCUUGAAUCCGACUCGUGCAAUCCUUCAGCUUUUGCCCGACUGGCUUGGCAUCCUGUCAAGAACUCUUCGGCGACUCUCGCUCAGGGACAACUGCGGAUCGGUUACGCCGGGCGUAUUGAGGUCUUGUGUACCUCAUCUUACCCAGAUCCAAGCGUUGGCGCUCGGCCUAUCAUACUCAUUAGGAAAUGACGAUGUUUUUGCCUUCGUGCAGGGUCUGCCGAACCUCAAGGAUCUAGACCUGCGCUACUACCUUCAAUUUCGAACCCCAUCCAUAGCUCCUCGCUUGCAUCAUUUGCGCACUCUGGUCGUGCGGCACAAUACAGUCGAUACAGUCGAGGAUGUCGCCUAUCUCUGUAAAUGGAUCCGGCGCAUUGUGACUCACGCGCGCCUCGCGGAAAUUCGUCUCAUCUGCGAGGAAGAGAAUAGUGGCGCGAGCGUGAAAUUCGAUGGUCUCUUGGCACACCUUUCGCAGAUACAUGCCCAGACCCUCCGCGUUGUCCGUCUGGACGCAGCAUUUGUCGGGAUGGCUGCCUUACGCGCACUCUGUGCAACGUGUGUGGAGCUGGAGGAACUCGCGGUCGCAAUAUCGGGUAAUGCUGUUACCGAGUUACCCGAGAUCCUUUCCUCCUUAGGCGAGCUCCGUACACUUCGCGUGGAAGCGCGUAAUGUCGAGCGUGGCCAUCGCCUCAUGAGUAAAGAGAAGGUUGCCGAAUUCAUGGUGAGAGGACCACCCCAGCUGCGGCGACUAUCUGUCUAUGGUAAAAUUUGGCAGGGUCGCUGGGUAUGUGACGACAAACACGAGACCGCGUUUGUCGCAGAGGAGGCCGAAAAGUGGCAAGUUCGGAGCUGGGAACAGGGUUACAACCCCUGA